AUGCUCACCCGACGACUUGUGUUCCAUGCCAGGCCUUGGGUGGCGUUGGGAAGGGCAUACCAUGCCACCUCCCCGUCCAAGCUGACGGCUCAGCAGAUGCAGCUGGUGAAAGCGACGAUCCCAGCGUUGGAAAGUCACGGCGUGGCAAUCACGACACUGUUCUACGAGCGGCUCCUCGAGAAACACCCAGAGCUCCGCAACAUCUUCAACACGGCCCACCAGGCCACGGGGGAACAGCCGGCGGCUCUGGCACAUGCGGUAUGGGCGUAUGCGACGAACAUCGAGAAUCCCGAAGCGCUGAAGACGGCCAUCUCCCGGAUAGGCCACAAGCAUGCGAGCCUGGGGGUGACCGCGGAGCAGUAUGGUGUCGUGGGGCAGGAACUGCUGGCGGCGAUCAAGGAGGUGCUCGGAGAAGCGGUCGACAAACCGCUUGUAGAAGCGUGGGCGGCCGCAUACCAACAGCUAGCCGACUACUUCAUCUCAUUUGAGAGCGAGCUGUACCGACAGGCGCUGGAGACGCCCGGCGGGUGGCGCGGCUGGCGCAAGUUCUUCAUCGCAAGAAAGCAGCAGGAGAGCGAGGAGAUCAUCUCGUUCUACCUGGUGCCUCUUGACGGCGAGCUGCUUCCAACCUACCAGCCCGGCCAGUUUGUGAGUGUGCGGUGCUUUGUGCCCGAGCUGGGCGUCUACCAACCACGCCAGUACAGUCUGUCGGACGUGCCGAACCGGAAACACUUCCAGAUCUCGGUGAAGAAGGAGUUUGCCUCGUCCGCGAAACCGGCGGGCCGCAUCUCCAACGUGCUGCAUGACGCUCUCCCAGACGGGUUCGAGGUGGACGUCAGCAUGCCCUUUGGCGACUUUGUCCUCGACACCAACGCCACCACGCCCGCGGUGCUGAUCAGCGGCGGCGUCGGCUUAACCCCCAUGAUGGCCAUGUUGAAAACAAUCGUCUCCCUGGGUAAACAGCGCCGGGUGGUUUUCGUCCAUGCGGUCCGCAACGGCCGCGUGCACGCCAUGAAGGACACGCUCGCCCAUAUCGUCGCCGAGAAUCCCCAGGUCGGCCGGGCGGUCUUCUACGAAGAGGUCUCCGCGCAGGAUCGACAGGGGGUCGACUACGAUUUCCAGGGACGCGUGGAUCUCUCGAAACUUGACGGCCGCGCCCUCCUCCCCCACGCAGACUACUAUAUCUGUGGGCCGGCGCCUUUUAUGAACGCCCAGAGCCAAAGUCUACAGGGGAUGGGCGUGCUUCCGGACCGUAUCCAUAUGGAGGUGUUUGGGUCUCCUCGGGGAUAA
Molecule: messenger RNA, 1290 nt
Organism: Penicilliopsis zonata CBS 506.65
Lineage: Eukaryota; Fungi; Ascomycota; Eurotiomycetes; Eurotiales; Aspergillaceae
Exons: 1
Coding region: 1-1290 (429 amino acids)
Biological process (GO): nitric oxide catabolic process; cellular response to nitrosative stress
Cellular component (GO): intracellular anatomical structure
Molecular function (GO): oxygen binding; FAD binding; heme binding
Source: RefSeq, a predicted model, not a curated record